GACCCACAGAAGGCGGCGAAGGCGAAGGCAGGUGCUGCGGGUGCUAGUCUUCCCGCCUUGUCUCUCGGGCUGCCGCGAGGAAGCAGCCCCAGCAUGGCUCUCCUUCUCCAGGGCCCCCUCCUCCUCCUCCUCCUCCUCUUGCUCCUCCUGGCCGCCCUGCAACGAGGGGAGAGCCGCUCUUUCCAGGUGCGGGAUGCGGCGGGCGACGAAGAGCCCUUCCUGCGGCUGAAGGCGGAAUGGAAGCGGGAACUGGCCGAAGGGCAGCUCUACCGACGGGCCCUGCGUUGCAUUGACAUGCUGAGUAUAGAAGGGCAGUUCACCUUCACUGCAGACCAGCCCCAGCUGCACUGUGCUACCUUCUUCAUAGGAGACCCACAGGAGUUAAUCAUGAUGGACUUUGAUUUCAUCAACAUUGACUGCCAAGCAGGAGACUUUCUGAAGGUGUUUGAUGGUUGGAUACUGAAAGGUGAGAAGUUUCCUAGCUCCUUGGAUCAUCCUCUCCCCACUUCUGAAAGAUACGUAGAUUUUUGUGAGGAUGGUCACAUUAGGAGUACUAUCAGGUCAUCCCAGAAUGUAGCAAUGAUCUUCUUCAGGAUUCAUGAACCAGGAAAUGGAUUCACAAUAACAGUAAGGAAAAAGCCCAAUCUAUUCCCUUGCAAUGUCAUCUCUCAGACUCCUGCUGGAAGAUUUACUAUGCUCAUUCCUCAUCAGCACAGAAACUGCAGUUUUUCCAUCAUCUACCCAGUAAUGAUAAAAAUAUCUGAUCUUAUGCUGGGACACUUGAAUGGUCUUCAUUUAAAGAGACCCUCUGCAGGCUGUGGGGGAGAAAGAGAUUUUGUGGAGCUGUUGGGAGGAAAUGGGUUAGACCCCUCUAAGAUGUUUCCUUUAGCUGAUCUGUGCCACUCCUUUCAUGGCCCAGCUCAAAUGAAGAUUGGAUGUGAUAACACAGUGCUGCGAAUGGUCUCCAGUGGCAAACAUAUCAAUCGUGUUACAUUUGAGUACCAUCAACUGGAACAGCAUGAUCUGGAAACCAGAAAAGAGAACAGCCUUGAGGAGUUUUGCCUUUCCAGCAUCUGAGAGGGCAGACAAGUCUGUAAUGUUGUGUUGAUUUGGGGCGGCUAACUUUAUGAACCCUUUCUAGUGUAUAAACACUUUUUCAUACUAAAUCAUUCUUUCCAUGAUCAGAACAGUAUUAAUCCUAGCAUUUCCAAUAUAUUGUCCACCCCAUCUUCAAGUGUAUUUAGUAUUUCCAGUGCACACAAAUCUGUAUGGAAUCCAGAAGCAGCACUUGUGUAUGUGUACAUCAACUGAUUCAAAGCAAAAGAAAAACACAGAGACAGAAUCUGGGUGCAUGUUUGCAAUGCAAGUAUUACUUCAAAUAUGUGUGCAACUUUUGCAAUUAUUUUGAGGGCCCAUGCAAAACACAAAAGAUGUUGAAAUUCACAAAACAAUUUCUCCUCUUUUACAUCAGUUACAAACAUUUAAAAGAUAUAUAUAAUGAAACGACCCCCUCAAUUUUAUAAGAGUACAUUCUGUAUUUGUGUGUGCAAAAAUUAAUUGCUUGUUAAUUUAUUAAUACAAAUGUAUAAUUGGUUGUUUCUAAUAAAAUUUAUAGCAUGAAAAAGG
Messenger RNA from Sceloporus undulatus (fence lizard), 1626 nucleotides. RefSeq names its product corticotropin releasing hormone binding protein (gene CRHBP). The record is from RefSeq and is a predicted model, not a curated record. Gene Ontology annotation, molecular function: corticotropin-releasing hormone binding. Bases 94 to 1077 code for a protein of 327 amino acids. The transcript is spliced from 7 exons. Lineage: Eukaryota; Metazoa; Chordata; Lepidosauria; Squamata; Phrynosomatidae. Gene Ontology annotation, biological process: hormone-mediated signaling pathway; negative regulation of corticotropin-releasing hormone receptor activity; negative regulation of corticotropin secretion.